AUGGCAGUCGCCUGCCCAAUCUGCAACAAGCCCGUCAAGCCAACCGAUAUCAACGACCACAUCGAUUCCGGCUGCACAACCCUCAUCUUCGAUCCGAGCACUCCAAUCGUCCCUCCGCAACCUCAGCCGUCGACGCAAAAUGGCGCCGCCAUCCCUGCCUCGCAGCCACAGAAGCGCAGCGCUUCCAGCUUCUUCACGCCCACGCCCAAGCGGCAGAUCACCGAUCCCGGCCCUAAAGCCCACACGCCCAUCAGCAACAUGACGAUGCGGCCAAAGACGCUGGACGACGUGUGUGGACAAGAGCUCGUCGGAACCAACGGCGUGCUGCGGUCGCUCAUCGAAUCGGACCGGGUGCCGUCCAUGAUACUCUGGGGCGCUUCGGGAACUGGCAAAACCACGAUUGCAAGGUGCAUUGCCCAGGUGGUGGGCAGCCGCUUCAUCGAGCUCAACGCCACCAGCUCGGGCGUGCAGGAAUGCAAGAAGCUCUUCCAGGAGGCCGCCAACGACCUGCAGCUCACGGGCCGCAAGACAAUCAUCUUUUGCGACGAAAUCCACCGCUUCAACAAGGCCCAGCAGGACGUCUUUCUGCGGCCGGUCGAGGCGGGCACCAUCACCCUCAUCGGCGCCACGACGGAGAACCCGUCUUUCAAAGUCGCCAAUGCGCUGCUCUCUCGAUGCCGGACAUUUACGCUGCGGUCCCUCGGCACGGAAGACAUUGUCGAUAUCCUGAGGCGGGCUCGCAAGGUGGAGGAGUCGGUCUACCCGCCUUCGCCCCUCAUUGACGACGAGAUGAUGAGCUACCUUGCCCGCUUCAGCGACGGCGAUGCCCGCACAGCCCUCAACCUUCUCGAACUCGCCCUAUCGCUCACCCUCCGCGAGGGCAUGACGCAAGAAACAAUGAAGCAGUCUCUCACCAAAACUCUCGUCUACGACCGCGCUGGCGACCAGCACUACGACACAAUCUCCGCCUUUCACAAGUCUGUCCGAGGAAACGACCCAGACGCUGCCCUGUACUACCUCGCACGCAUGAUCCAGUCCGGCGAAGACCCCCUAUUCAUAGCCCGCCGCAUGGUCGUCAUCGCCUCAGAAGAUGUCGGCCUCGCAGACAACACCCUCCUGCCCCUUGCCACGGCCACCUACACGGCCACGCAGCAAAUUGGCCUCCCCGAAGCCCGCAUCCCCCUGGCUCACUGCGCCGUGGCCCUCUGUCUGGCACCAAAGAGCACUCGCGCAUACCGCGGUCUGAACAAUGCCUUUGCCGCCCUGCGAGAGCCCGGCGUGGCGAGCCUACCGGUGCCGUUGCACCUGAGAAACGCGCCGACGAGGCUGAUGCGAGAUUUGGGCUUUGGAGCAGAGUACAAGUACCCGCCUAAUUACAAAGAUGGCAAGGUGAGGCAGCAGUAUCUCCCGGAUGAGCUAGUUGGGCGGACGUUUCUGGAGACGAGAGAUUUGGGGACGGUGGUUGAUCACGAUUACGAGAUGAAGGAUGUGCCAACAUGA
This is a messenger RNA of Trichoderma atroviride IMI 206040, 1500 nucleotides long. The record is from RefSeq and is a predicted model, not a curated record. Lineage: Eukaryota; Fungi; Ascomycota; Sordariomycetes; Hypocreales; Hypocreaceae.